UACACCUUGGCCACAGGCUACUGAGUGAUAUUGAUACAUGACACAUCUGACACACUCUGUGCGCAGGCCUAUGUUACCGUGGGUAGACUCCUUACGGGGGUGCCAAUUUCUUUUUGCACCGGAGCCCAAAAUGUCUUAAUGCGGCAAUGUUCAUAAGUUCAUAACAUAUAUUUCCCACUAAAAUUCUUACCCAACACAUGCACUGACCAACGCACGGCCAACCAGUCGGCACAAAGAUAUUCGCCGAGAUAUCACCCACCACUCUGGUCGCUGCAUUGCUGCAGUCUUCCAUUACCGCGGCCCGCCGAGCACUGCAGCCUACAGAAAAUGCAUUGAGUGGGAUCUAGUUGAAAAUGGAAUCUCGCAGUCCAGAUAUAACCUUUUUGAGGAAUACAUGUGCACAACUACUUGGGAAAUUAACAUUGGCUCAACAAAAUAACAGCAGAAUUGAUAAUUUUACCGGUACUGUAAGCUCAGAUAUAAGUAAUUUUCCGACACCAAAUAAUAGUCCAGAAGAAUUGUCUACAGAAAAACGUGAAACUAUUACAGAAUGCAUGUGUAGUUCUGAUAUCGUUGAGCAAAUACAGGAUUUACUGACAGAAUUGGAUGGUUGUAAUUCAAAUAAAAGUUCAGUCAUUUUGCCAAGUACAACUCGUAAAAGAUUGCAAUUUGAUGAUCCAGAGAAAGACACUACUAGCCCAUCCGAUCUUAAGAAGUUGUGCAGCAGUCCAAUAAAUGAACUACCUCAAGAUGAUUAUAUUUUACCACAUAGUUUAAAAUAUAUUGACAAGCAUCUGACUUAUUUAGUAAAUAAUAUUUACAAGUCAAUACCAAAACACAGUUCAAAAACAUCGCCAAAUUCCUUCUCCAGGGCUUCAAAGCAUAUAUUGGCCUUUAAACGUUUAGUAAUUGAUCAUGGAAGGUACUUGGCUGAUAACAAUCAUUGGCUGAUUGUUAUGGACUAUGUUUUUAUGGCAUGGAAACAUGUUAGCUCCACUCCAAAAUGGGAUAAUCCUACACACAACACUGCACGCAGGCAGUGUUUUAAAUCAUUGUUGGAAUUAUGUAUGAUAUCACUUAAGAAAAUGAAAGGAAAACUUAACAGCCAGGAACAGGAACAUUAUAUAAAAAAGUUGAAGUUAAUUAAAAACUACAAACGUGGAGUGAAAAAAUGUCUACAACUUUUAGAUUUCGAUUUUACUACCCAAUGAUUAAUUUUAAAAUCAAAAUUAACUUUUAUGUGCUCAAGAAACAUUCAAUUCCGAUUUUCUGAACAAUAUUUAAUUAUUUUUAUUAUUUACUAGCUAUUGAUUUAUAUAUUAUUUUAAUAUAAUACUUUUUA
Acyrthosiphon pisum (pea aphid) is the source of this 1342-nucleotide messenger RNA. RefSeq lists its product as uncharacterized. The coding region runs from base 354 to 1211 and encodes 285 amino acids. The transcript is spliced from 8 exons. Gene Ontology annotation, biological process: nuclear protein quality control by the ubiquitin-proteasome system; proteasome localization. Gene Ontology annotation, cellular component: nuclear membrane; nucleus. The record is from RefSeq and is a predicted model, not a curated record. Gene Ontology annotation, molecular function: proteasome binding. NCBI's taxonomy places the organism in Eukaryota, Metazoa, Arthropoda, Insecta, Hemiptera, Aphididae.